UAAACUCUCCCAAAUUUCUAUUUGUCGAUCUUAUUGAACUUACUGUUACUUUGUUAUUCUAUAAAUGGUUAUUAGUGUAUUAAAAUAUACUGCUAUGUUCCGUAUCAUUUUUUUACAAUAUCAUAACCGCAUGUCCUAUACUUAUUGUAUAUCCGUAUCUGGGCAACAUAGCUCAGAACCUCAUCAGUUUGGUUGGGUGUGGGCAAGAGGGGGAGGGUGGAGGCAGAGGUGGUUGUAGGAGGUAUGUCCUUUGGUAGGCAUUGGGGGGCUUCCACUGUGAGAGAGAAGAUCAUUGGCCUCAUGGCAUGAUGGGCCGGACAUCAAGGUCGAUGCUGUCGUCUGGGUGUGGCGUCGCAACUGGUCUUGGUGAGUGGGACGGAUCCUUGGCACCAAAGAGCUGAACAAGUACCACAUUGUCCUACUGAGCUCCACUGGCACGCCCAUCUAGCUUCUAGGCUGUCGCGAUGGCAUCAUGUCCAUACAACCCUAUGCCCUUCAAGAUUUCAACUUACCUGUCAUGUUAAUCAGUUAAAUUUCCCUACAUUCCUGUGUUUUUCCAGUUUUUCAGUGUGCAGAUACAAUUGGUUCUGGUGAUCCAUGGCAGAUGCUAUAUUUUCUGGAUACUUGCAUCCACAUCCAUACCUUAGAGAUGAUAAGGGUGUUUGCAAAUUAGCUCUAGUGAAUUGUUCUUGCUACCCAUAGUGGUAGUAGUAAGAGUGGCCUCCCUAGUUGCCUCCAUGAUGGGAGAGCUAUCAGAAGGAUCAUUUAGUGAUUAGUAUAAUCUCGAGAAGUCUAAACGCGUGAAGCCAUUUUGGUGUGGACAAUUUGACGAAUGUAUAGAAAAUGUCAAGGUUGGGCUAGUGUUUAAAAGACGACAUAUACAAUGAAGAGAAAUACACUCACAGAGAGAAGGCCAUUCUUCAUGCCCUUGAAAUUGAGAAAUCCCAGCAACCACUCAAAGGGCAUUUGAGUACUUGUGGAUCUUCUGUAUCCAUAAAGGAUCAGAUCUCAAAACCCAUUGGUCAAACUACUGAAUGUAGUAAGCAGGGCAUAUCUUAUAUCUGAGAUCGUAGAUCCAAGAUGGAAAUCAUUGGCUUUGUCACCCCUAUUGGUCCUUUAUCUGAAGAAAACCACAAGAGCGAUGAGAAUUUGGUGCCACUGGAGUGUGAAGGGACAAUGGAAUGCAAUGCACAAGACAAUGAUGCUGUUGGGUUGGAUGCAAGAGUGGAAGGUGUUGUCUGUGAGCCCACUGACCUUCAGAAAAAUAUACAAGUUUAUGAUGUUGAGUUGACUGUUCUAGGAAACUACACAGGUCACGGCUUGCCCCUUGAUUUCCUUGAGAGUAAAACGACUGGUGAACCCAUUAAGGGCUACCCUGUUGAUGUGGAUGUUUUAGAGGAUUGUUCUUCAGCAAGUAUUCAUGAUCACCUCCCAGUGAUUAGGAGAAUUGGGAAGAAGAGGCUGAGACGCGGACAUGAUGGAAGAUGGAUGAAGAGGACCCCACUACGUUUUCCGGCUGUGUCCACAGCUGUGCGUGCCGUGUCCACCGCUGCGCAGACAAAAAAGAACUCAAACGAGGACCCAGUAUUUGAGGAAUGCUCCCUUCUAUUGACUCUAGCUGCGAAAGCCUCCCUGCUGCAUACAUGAAGACCCCUAGGAGCCGCAGUUGAUUCCAGCAGCAUGGGAGUAUCAUAUGAGAAUGACUGACCAUUUUUUUUCUGGUUCAUGUGGCUCACCUUUGCCCCUUACACCUGAGGCGAGGUCGACCAGGAGCUGCACUUCUUUGUACUUAUGUUCUGCCUCCCCUCUGUGCUCCUGUGCGUUCGGUUUAGUUCAGUUGUGAGGAUAAGUUGGGCUAUUUAUGGUUGUAAGAACAUGGAAGAUCGAAUUUUAUUUUAAUCUCAGCUGGGUUGCACGAUACACAGCUGUUUCGAUCUUUUCUGUUGGAAAUUAGGGAUGUACAGUGCUGUUGACUUUGUUGAGCUCCACAUAACUUGGAGCUGAUUUAAGAGAUCACUCAUAUAAUGAGUUAUUUAGUGUA
Sorghum bicolor (sorghum) is the source of this 2041-nucleotide messenger RNA. RefSeq lists its product as uncharacterized. The transcript is spliced from 3 exons. The record is from RefSeq and is a predicted model, not a curated record. Lineage: Eukaryota; Viridiplantae; Streptophyta; Magnoliopsida; Poales; Poaceae. Bases 1081 to 1647 code for a protein of 188 amino acids.